Messenger RNA from Quercus robur (English oak), 567 nucleotides. RefSeq lists its product as uncharacterized. The coding region runs from base 1 to 567 and encodes 188 amino acids. The transcript has a single exon. The record is from RefSeq and is a predicted model, not a curated record. Gene Ontology annotation, molecular function: RNA-DNA hybrid ribonuclease activity; nucleic acid binding. NCBI's taxonomy places the organism in Eukaryota, Viridiplantae, Streptophyta, Magnoliopsida, Fagales, Fagaceae.
AUGGACGAGUUCCAGAUGGCCAAUGAGGGUCCAUGGAAGCCAGCUGUAGUGAACCCCGAACUAGUUCACUGGGCGCCUCCACCACUGGGACAGUACAAGGUAAACUCUGAUGGGGCUGUGUUUGCGAACCAGAGGAAGGUGGGGUUGGGCGUGAUGAUCCGUGAUAGCAAUGGGAAUGUGAUUGUUGCUCUAAGCAGCCCCAUGGUGGCUCACUUUGGCGCCCUUGAGACGGAAGCCAAAGCAAUGGAGGUUGGCAUGCGCUUCGCACUUGACUUAGACAUCCGAGAUGUGGUGGUUGAGUGUGAUGCGCUGGCUGUCUUCAAUGCUGUCCAAGGUUUAGCAACACCAAGCUCUUCGAUCCUGUUCAUCGUGGAUAGCAUCCUCCAGCAAUCACGUUGGUUCAGGUCAUGUUGUUUCUCCCAUACAAAAAGGCAGGGAAAUGUCCCUGCCCACAUGUUAGCACAAUAUUCUAAGUCACUAGUUAGUUAUGUUGCUUGGGUAGAAUCCUGCCCGAGCCAUAUUGAGCGGGCCUGUGCUCAGGAUAUUGAUGUAGCAACUAUUUCUUAA